AUGGCCAACGACGGUCUCAGUGACGUCCCCAAAGGCGGAUGGCGAGCUUCUCGCGGCUGGCGAAUACCAGAAUGGGUUGAGCCCGUGCUCAUCGUCACUAUUCUCUUCUCAUCUAUGUAUAUCACCCGCCGCAAGAACUACUCCAUCAUCAGGCAGAACUCGCCAGCGCGCUCACACCCCAUACAAGAUGAUUCCUCUCGCCACAGCACACCACUACUCAACUACCCAGACGUCGAAUCGCCUCGUCGCUCCCACGAGUCCAAUAGGGACUCCUUCGGAGGACCGCACCCGCUCAAGGAUCGCACUCUGUGCGGCGUGAUGCGCAUCCAGACGCCCAACUCUAGCCGGUUCACCACCAACGUCCACUCGCGCAUCCUCCAAAAGUUCCCCUUCCUUAUUGAGACGUGGUACUGGGGCAUCAGCUUCGGCUUCUACCGCCUGACAACGACCCUGGCCCAGUGGUACUACGGCGGCCGUCGUAGCAUGUGGGACUCGGCCCAGGCGCACGGCAUGUACCUCUUGGAUCUCGAGGCCAGCUUCUGGGGCGGCGACUACGAGGGACCCGCGCGCUGGCUAGAGUGGCGUAUCCAGCGUUGGUUCCUCGUAGGCAUGGAGGUUGGUGACUGGCGUGGUGUUUGGCUGACGAUCCUUAACCGCGGAUAUGCCCUCAUCCAUAUUCCUGGUACUGUGGGCUUCAUUGCGUAUUAUUACGCCACGGCCCCGACGCACUCACGCUUCUGUACCGUCCGCCGCACCAUGACCGUAACCAACUUCAUAGCCUUUGCCAUCUUCAUCACGGUACCCACUAUGCCGCCACGCCUGCUGCCCGAAAAGUACGGUUUUGUCGAUACGGUCAACUUGGAAAAUGCCGAGUCCGUGUGGAUGAGCGGCGACUUUGUCAACAAGUUGGCGGCCAUGCCAAGUAUGCACUUUGGUUACGCGUUUUGCAUCGGCGCCGUCUUCAUGGCCGACAGCGGUGUGUUGAACGGCGCAUACGCCUGGAUAAAGCGGGCGUUUGCGUGCCAGACCGGAGACGAGCGCCUGGUAGACGACGACGACGAGAGCGAUGUGAAGAUCCUGGCGCAGCGCAGUGCGUUUACACGAUGGGCCAUGUUCGCGUUCGGCCUUUGGUAUCCAUGCUGGACCCUAUUGACAAUUGUGGCGACGGCCAACCACUACUUCCUGGACGCGCUGUUCGCGACGUUUGUCGUCCUAAUCGCCUACUGGCGCAACCUGUGUCUGAAGGUGUUUAUCCCACUCGAAGACUACCAGCUGUGGUUGAUGAGGGUGGAGAAGCCGAUUCCCACGACGGGAAGGAAAAAGAAUAUGGUUGUGGAUUAG
Messenger RNA from Ilyonectria robusta, 1341 nucleotides. RefSeq lists its product as uncharacterized. Gene Ontology annotation, molecular function: inositol phosphoceramide synthase activity. The record is from RefSeq and is a predicted model, not a curated record. The coding region runs from base 1 to 1341 and encodes 446 amino acids. Gene Ontology annotation, biological process: inositol phosphoceramide metabolic process; sphingolipid biosynthetic process. The transcript is spliced from 2 exons. Lineage: Eukaryota; Fungi; Ascomycota; Sordariomycetes; Hypocreales; Nectriaceae. Gene Ontology annotation, cellular component: inositol phosphoceramide synthase complex.